Molecule: messenger RNA, 2553 nt
Organism: Haplochromis burtoni (Burton's mouthbrooder)
Lineage: Eukaryota; Metazoa; Chordata; Actinopteri; Cichliformes; Cichlidae
Exons: 1
Coding region: 369-1607 (412 amino acids)
Source: RefSeq, a predicted model, not a curated record
ACCCCCAUGUUUUCACGAUCAGUCUUUUGUGAGCAUCUUCGUCUCAGAGUUCUCUUAGUUUGUCACAGUAUUAGUUUUCCCAGUUUAGUUAUAGUUCAGCCACGCUAUCCCUGCUGUGUUUGUAUUCCUGGUCUUCAGUCAUAUUAAAGGCUCGCUUUCUGUUAAACUCACUCCCGUCUACUCACUUGUGUACGCUCCUGGGUCCAUUACACACACCACCGCACGGCCUGCCUCUGCAGACCGUGACAGACAGUCCUGUUUUAUCCUUUAACCAGCCACGACCUGCCCAUAAGUACACCUCUCCACUCACAACAAUAUUACAUGGGACAAAUGCAUCCGAUCCUGUACAGGCAGCACAACCCAUCAUAAUGACUAAGGCAAGAUGUGCAUAUUGCUGCUCACCUGAACACCACAUUAGCAAGUGCCCUGAGUUCAUUAACAAGACAAAGGAUGAGAAAAUAAACUGGAUAAAGAGAAACAAACGGUGUUGGCGUUGUGCUAGAACUCAUCAGGCUGCGAAGUGUGAUCUGAGGAAAGCAUGUGCCACCUGCAUGGAAAGACAUCUACAGAUCCUAUGUGAGGUGAAUCAGAGACCUAGAACUGAAACUAAUCCUGUAGUGAGGACACUGUACUUUGAUAGACCUAGCGAUUGUCCUAGUGUACUAUUAAAGGUUGUGAAAGUGCUCCUGCGUAAUGGCAAAAGAACCCUGGAAACAUAUGCAAUACUUGAUGAUGGCUCCCAACGUACCAUGCUUCUGACAUCUGCAGCUAAGCAUCUCCACCUAACUGGGAAAGCUGAAAAAUUAUCACUCAGAACUGUCCAUCAAGAAGUUGAAACUAUUCAAGGUUCUUGUGUAAGUUUCCAGAUUUCUCCCAUCGCACAUCCAGAGAAAACUUACACAAUUAAUAAUGCCUUCGCUACAAGUCACUUAGCACUUUCAGACCACACCUACCCCGUAUCCUCUCUUCAACGGAGAUACAAGCAUCUUCAAGGUAUCCCAUUAACCUUUAUUAACAAAGCAGCUCCACUACUGCUCAUAGGCUCUGAUCAUACCCACCUUAUUACGCCUAUUGCACCAGUUAGACAUGGACCAUUUGGAUCUCCUGCAGCAGUCAAAACCCGCUUAGGAUGGACACUCCAAGGUCCAAUCACAGACUUCCAACCCCAGAGCAGUUCCACGCAUGCCCAAUGUUUAUUCACAUCUUCCAGUUCAGGUUCAGGAGAACCGCUCCAGCACAUCCUUGUGUCCGCUGAUGGCUCUGAAUUCAUUCAGCCACCUCAUACUCUACCAUCAGCAGUACCUAUGUCGUCACCGGCAGUGCCACUAUCACCAGUUCCACCGCCUGUGGCUGCCAUUCCGCCAGUGGUCAGGGCGCUGCCUGCUCCUGCAUCACCUGGUCCUGCCUCUGCCAAGCCCCGUACAUUGCCCCCAGCACCUGCAAAACUGCCCAACGGUCUGCAGGUCUGGGCCUGCUGCUGCAUCCCACGUGGUUGGCAUUUGGACCUGCUUUGCCGCCACCGCUGGCUACAUGGUCGGCCCCCUGAACUGUCUGGCCUGCAUUGUCGACCUCUAGGUCGACCCCCUGAACCUAUAUUAGACCUGUAGCAUGUCUGAUUCCUCUGCCCCCGCUUUGUGAAAAAGAGCAUCUCUAAUCCUUUGAACAUAUUUCUCAGUAGAAAUAUGGGGGCGGCUGUUGUAAAGGCUCACCUUUCAGCACAUUCACUUCACCAGAUGCACCUUGUUUCUUUUCCUCACCUUUGAUUGGGUGUGGUGCUUGGCCUUAAUUGCACUCACCUGUCACUCGUUAUAUAAGGACUGCACUCACCUACCCCUCACUCUUUCUUCACUCCCACAUGGGGCGGCAGCUGAGGUGAGUUUCUCUUUGAGUCUCCUGAGUUCAUGUAUCAUUUUGAGUUACUUAAAUCAUACUUUAUGUCCUUUUUAGAGAGAGCAGUCCAUGUGUGUCUUUCUUUCCUUUACCCAUUAUUCAAUAAAACGACAAAACCUGUAAAUGAUUGACUGCUUAUUCUCAUUCUAAUCGGAUGAGCCCAUGAUGAUGACUACUUAAACCCUGAACCUUCCUUCCUCCAAAACAAAAGCUUUUAAAAAAAAACCCUCAUAAAUGAAUUGUCUUUGUGUAUAGUACCUGGGUAGGUUUGAUGAGUGACAAUAGGUGGACAAAAGAGGGCUAAGGUUAUGGACCCCACAAGAACCAGGGAAACUUGGAGUCAGCUUCUCAUGUUGCAAACAUUUUUUUUUAAUCAUCCCCAUAUUUUUGUCAUCUUUUUCAACAUACUUUUCAUGUUAUUGUUCUCCUUGGUUGCUAUUUUGUUAAGCAUAAUUAUGCACUUGAAAUGAUCAUAAACUACCUACUACAGACACUUAUGCCUGUAGAAUAACAAUAACAUCAUGUGAUUAAUGACACAGCAGCAUCAGUUUGAUGACAUUCUGUCUGUUGCUGUCAAAAUGCAUUUUGGUCUUUUAGAUUUUUAGCCUUAAUACAGUUUAAAUUAGAUGAGACACAUAAAAGUUCAUAAAGCUAUAAUGAGGA